CCCCUUCCAGCACAACAGGGAAGCUCUCCCGUGUUUUUAAGUGUGGUUUGGGUUCCGGAGCUGUGCUGAGCUGGAGAACUUCCCUGUGAUCCUUACAUGGAUGUUCUCUGUGUGUAUCGUAAAGCAAAUCUUUUAACACUUAACUCACAAAAUUAUACUCAAAGCAGAUGGUGUGUGCGGGCGCUUGGUUGGCUUCUUUUUGUUGGGAGAGUCAUCACAUUUUGCCCUGGAACUCUGAGGCGUAGCUUUUAGUAUGGGGUGAAUAGACACCUGUAGUUAGACAAAAGUCAAUUUUACAGAGUACACAGGACCUAUAAAGCGAGCCCACAGCACUCUAGGUUUGUCUCUCAAAGGGACAAUAUGAAGAUGAUGUUCAUUGAAACAUACCGAAAGUCUGAAAACUUGAACUGUGACUCUAAACCAGUGUCACCCCUCAGUUUAACUCGUAGCUAGCACUCUAUAUUCAGGGUGCUGGGCUUGGUGCUGACAGUCAAGGAGGAGCAGUCUUGGAGUUGAUAAGGCCAUGUAAAGUGGAGACACAGCUGACCGCUGCCACGUGGUCUGCAGAGGUCUCUGUGAUCCCCAGACUAACUAACGUUAAGGAAGGCAAGGUGUCUUUGCUCCAGGGCUGUACCUCUGCUGCUGCAGAACCUGUUGGGCUGAGCACCUGUUUAUUUGAGGGGCUCAUUGCAUUCGUUAGAUUGGUAAGACUUUUGGUCCCCUGAAAGGCUUUAGAGCACUGCCUUAGAAACUUUGAAAGAUAAAUUUGAGAGCUCCUGGGGCUGUUACACAAUCUCCUUCCCCAGUUUACAAAGGUAUUGAUAAUUAUUACUAUUAUUGUUAAUAAAUAUUACUUAUUAAAUGAAAAUAAUGUACCUCAUUUAUACCCAAAUCUGGCUUUAGAGUCUGCCUAACUUAUUUUAUCUUAUGUGAUCUUACAUCUAUCCUUUUAGUCUUUUACCUACAGUUUUAAGGCACUACAUUGUAGCCCUUCUUAAAUGAUUGCGUUUUAAGCAUGCAAGCUUUGCUCAGUGGGAGAGUGCUCAGUGGGAGAGCACAUACACACGCAGAAGACCUGGCGUUUAAUUUUUAGCAUCUCACAAAUUAACAAUAAAAAUUUAAUUGAUUCUAAGUAUAAACUAGCAGAUGGGAAAUACAUUUGGCCAAAGAGCUCUGGACCACUGCAGGCCUACCCCACAUAGUCAGGCUGUGUGUGCUAUCCUCUUAACCCUCAGUUGUCUGUCUCUCUAGAGCUUCCUCUAUCUUUGAUGACUUAACUUUGAAUCUGUGAGAUAAUAUGGAAGAAGUGUGUGUGCACCUGGCUGAAGACUGUCCCUCAUCUUUUUUGAGCUAUUAUGAUAUUCUCUCUCAGUGCCAAGCAGUGGUUGGAAAUGCAGCUCAGUCAGCCACGUGACCUCACGGGGCAGCCAGUACUGUCCAGUGCACACUAUUAAGAUGCAAAGUAGUAGAUGGCAGAAAUUCAUUUUCUACUGGUGACAUUUUCAAUUAUGACAGAAUUAGUGGUGUAUUCCCCAUCACCAGUCAAAGCACAUCUCCCUGUACACUGAGUGACUUAUGAAUAUCUGUUCCUUCUAAUUUUGGAGGUUUGGAAUUCCAAAGUCAGAUGCUUUCCAUUAUGAUGUGAUGAAAGGGGCAGCUUGGCUCCCGAGCCUUUGUUGUAGCUGGUCUUUGACUAGUUUUGUUUUGUUUGACACCAGGUCUCAGGUAGCUCAGACUGGUCAAAAACUUCCUAUGGAGCCAAAGCUGGCCUUGAACUUCUGAUCCUCCUUCCUUCACCUCCCAAGGCCUGUGGUUAUAGGCAUGAUAGGCUGUACUGCAAGAGGCAGGCUUUCAAGGAUCAUGGUCACCUUCAUCAGAAUCUUCAUGACCUAAUCACUUCCCAAAGUCCCCACCACUUAAUACUAUUGUGUUGAGGAUUCAGCAUAUUAAAUUGAGGGGUGGGGUACAAGCAUUCACACUGUAUGUUUAAGUAUGCAUAGUAUUUUCAUUAAUGUUUAACUGUUUCAAUGGCCCCAAUCACUUUGCUUAUUGUAAAAUAUACUCUUACACCGCUAAAAUUUCUAUCCCUGGUAGUAAUUACCAAUGGAUAUGUUUGUUCAUUCAUACAAAGCAGACAAACAAACAAACAAGCUUUAUCAACUGCCUGGUGGGGCUGGGUCCCAGCUGCUACAUGAGACAGCGGGGUUGGAGAGUGAGCAGCUACAGAUGGUCAGAAAAGCCAUGUCAGCCAGGCUUCCAUCCUGUGACAUACCGUGCCCAGAGGGAGGACUGGUGUCUGUGUCACUGUCUUGUUUGUUUAGGCUGCGUCCCUGUCAGACUGAGCUCCUCAGGGAGCAGCUGGUUAACUGCUCUGCCUUCCUGGGGCCUCUCGGGCACCUGCUACCUGGGCGGGACCUGCAAGGCCCUUCUUGUGCCUCAAGGACCUUUGUUCUGUCAGUGAGGCUUCCCAGCAUUAGCAGUGCUGUUUGUCAUCAUCUUCAUUUUUCUUCACAGUUCACAGAAUGAGAAAAAAAAAAAAAAAGAAAUUAAAAAAAAAAAAAAACCUCUUGAGAGGCAGAGAGAAGAGGAUUUCUGUGAGCUCCAGGCCAGACAGGGUUACAUAAUGAGACCCUGUUUAAAAAAACAAAACAAAGUUGAAUCUAACCUUUGAGUCUAUGGUUUCCUCCUCCUCUGACCCUUCAUGUACACGUAUGGCAGAUGCCACUUCCUCACUGCUGUUUAUGCGCUUACACACAACAUGUAUACACACACACACACACACACACACACACACAUAUAUACACACACACAUAUGAAAGUAAAUAUGUAAAUAUAUGUUUUUAGGACUGGCCACUUGGGAUUGGCUAAUCAUUUGAGGGGCUCAUCCCUAGGGAAGACUAAUUUUCUCUCUCAGCAGUCUUUAAUUGCCCGUAGCUCUUCAUCUGUACAUAAGGUCCCCUGGAAUUUCCCUCCCCUUGUUCAGAUCUUGUUUAAACAGCUAUAUUGUUGAUAUUUUAUGAGUCCAGCUUCCCUGUCACAUCUAGAAGACACAAUCUUGCAGCAGACUUUCUGGUUCCUCUGGCUUUUACAGUCUUCCUGCCUGCCCCCUCUUCCUCAAUGUUCUCUAGGCCUUAGGGUAAGUGUUGAGUUAUAGAUAUAUUAAUUGGGACUGAGCACGCACAGUCAGUUCCUCUCUACCUUUGGACUGGUUGUGGCUUUCUGUAAUGGUAUAUCUACCUUACCUGUAGGUAUAAGGUUAGCUCCAGUCUUGACACUUUGAUGGCCAGUGCUUCCCCCUCUGAGCUGCAUUCCAGUUCACUCUCUAUUUCCUUUCUUCCAUGGGUGCCACUGUCUCCAUGUCCAUAGUCAGUGUCCUCAGGUCCUGCCCUGGUUCUCUGGGCAUUGUCUUCCCUUCUCGUACUUGAGUUAUGCAUAGCACCCUCUUAAUUCCCAACCACACCUGUGCCCACACUCUAGACUUGCACACUUCUUAGAUCUCCCCUCCUUGAUGCACACCAGGACCAGCUCCUCAGCAAGACCCCACAUCCCCAGACUCACUCUGCCUGUGAAUUCUCUUUGUCAGGGGAGCCACCAGCCACAGCCUUUCAGUCACCCAUGCUAGACCUAGAGUUCCUCACAGACACCUCCUUCUCUCAUACACUAUCCCCAAACUAUCACUCACAUUUGUCAAUUCCAUUCCCCAACUGUGUUUCAGAUUGUCUUGUUUUUCAUCCCUGUGCAAGAGUUCAGAGCAUCUCAUCAGACUCCCAUGUGGGUUUUCCUGAGGCCAUAGAUGCACAGUGUGCAUAGCAGCAGCCAGCAUUCAUUUCCUGCUGUGCUCCACUACCUCUGUGUGUUAUGUCUUAACUCUCCUCUCCAUGAACAGUUGACAAGACCCAGUGCUAGAUUUCAUAUCUCUAAUCUCACCACGAAUGAGGUAACACAGAUGUUAACCUUCCAUAUUGUAUGUCUCCAACCAUGUAAUAUAUUUUGAUGCAAAGGUUGUUUUUUAAAAAAAAUCUCAAAUAUUCUAUUUUACCAAUAAAGAUGUGGGAGUCAGCUGUUGGGGUGAAAGCCUGCUUGCUCAGAGAGGCAGAGAAAGUACCUGCUGACCUGUCUUCUCAGCAGACAUCCCAAAAGGAAGUUCUCCCUCUCCACAGCAUCUCAAAAACCCAUCAAACUAAAUAUCCAUCCCUUCUAUUUCCUGUGUGUCUAUCUGUCCUCCCGACUUCCUCCUAUUCUUCACUGUUCUCCUGUGUUCACUCCCUGUCAAUAGGUGCUUGUUCUGCCUCUUGACCUAUAUAGAUGACUUUAUUUAGUCCUAUUUACAAUAAACAGAUAGCUCUUGGAUUAAAGGUGUGUGGUAGGGCUGAGCCACACCACAACUAGGAACAGGUUUUCCAGUAAAUAACACAAUCUCGAAGUGCUCCUCCAAGAUGAGAUCAGCCCUGUUCCCUGCUCUGUUGCCCUCUCUUCAUCCUGGAGACUCUGCCAACUCACAGCACCGAAGUUGCUGCAGCCCAUCAGAUGGGCCAAGCCGCUCCUGAAGUGACCUUGGUAAAAGUUGCACUGUGUGAACCUAAAACACCUAUUUCCCUCAACUGCAGGCAGCCCUCCUGGGGCCCAUUUCCUCCUGUCCCUACAUGUCUGCUGUAUCUCUCUCCUGCAACUUUCUGGUGUGGUCCAUCUUCCAUCCUCGUUAUGGCAGAAUCACUUCUUUCCCCUCAGUCCCUUCUGGGGAUCCUAAAAGUCCCGCCUCUGUCUCCCUGCCAGCCAUUGGCUGCCAGGAACUCUUUUGGGCAGGCAAAAACCAACUGGGGACAGUUAAAUAAUUAAUGAUAACAAUAAAAUAAGUUGUUUUAGCAUUUACCUAAAGAGAGCCUGCCUGCCUGCCUGCCUUUCUUUCUUUCUUUCUUUCUUUCUUUCUUUCUUUCUUUCUUUCUUUCUUUCUUUCUCUCUCUCUCUCUCUCUCUCUCUCUCUCUCUCUCUCUCUUUCUUUCUUUCUUUCUUUCUUUCUUUCAACUCAUAAAACUGCAGUUAGUUCAUUUUUGGAAUAGUGGUUUAUUUUCUCUUGCCAUUUUGGGAGUUUACUACAAGCACUUAGUCUUUUAGAAAUUUACAGCCUUAAAAUGUUGGGUUUUUUUUUCUUCUUCUUCUUCUUCUUCUUCUAAAUUAAUGAAAAAAAAUCUGGCUCAAUCAGGCUGGGAGUGCUUGUGAGCUCUGUGGCUUCUGGGAGUAAUACAGAUCUUCUACACCUUCAUUUCUGUCUGAGUAAAAGGAGCUAAUGACCUUGCCAUUGUGAAUGUCAACAGGGCAAGAGCAGAGCAUGCAACAGUGUCUGUAGGUUGAAAAUUACUCAGUAAAGUGAUGACUGUUAUUAUUAAUAUGAGAAUAGUACAGUGUUAUAUUUUUCUGAAUCCCGUAUAAUAGUCAGUAGUCAGAUCAUUUAAAUGUUAGGGUGAUAGCUCAGUAGGGGAGACCAAUUGCUGUGAAAGUAUGAAGAUCUAAGUUCAAAUCCCCUGUACUCAUGUAGAAAGCCAGGCAUAUUCGUACAUGUCUAUAACCUCAGCUUCGGGAAACAGAGUCAGGCGGAUCCUGGAAGCUCUGUGGCCAUCCAGACUACUGAAAUGGGGAGCUUCAGGCUCAAUGAGAAAAACCCUGUCUCAGACAGAUAAGACAGAUCAGUAGAGGAAGACAGGACAUCUUACCUCCUCCUCCACCCCCACCCCCCCACCCCCGCCACAUGCACACACACCCACAUGCCAACAAAAAAAAAAAUUUAAGGGCUAACAAGAUGGCUCAGUGGAUAAAAAUACUUGCCAGGCAAGCCUGAAGUCUUUUGAGUUCAAUCUCUGGAACCCAGGGCAGGAGGAGAAGCAAUUCCUUAAGUUGUCCUCUGACUGCCACACAUGUACCGUGAUAUGCACAUCCCAGUACUCAUACAUCCAUCCGCCACCCCACCCCACCCCACCCCACCCCUUGCCCCUGCCCCCUGCCCCCUCUCAGUUACUUUUCUGUUGCUGUGGUGAGACUCAGGCUUUCCAGGCUCCACCAUGGAGAGCCAUGUGGGUGGUAGGUUGCCAGAGCUAGCCUUCUAGCCCUUUCUGGUACUGCCUUCCCCUUUUAUUCAAAUGCAGUGGUGGGCCACAUCCGCAUUGCAUAGCUCUGUCAGAAUAGUACUAAGUGAACUGAGACCUUUGCCAACUCAGUUGCUUCCUUCAGACUACACCGGCUUAGCCUCCUUGUUCUAGUUCAUUCUGUUGCUUCCUGAUAUAUUUUCCUCCCAUGACCCACAAAAGAAAAAAAGUGGUGUUGGCACCUACAUGUUCUGCUCCUGUUGCACAAGAUUUCCAUUCUUGUUCUCUGAAUAAACUGCUUCACACCUCUAGCUUUGCACUCUAGCACCUACUUUGCCAGGAACACCCAGCUCUGCUACUUGUUCCCUGCUUUGCACAAACAUGCCUCAACGUAGAAAGAGGGGAGAAGUAGAGUGUGCUCUUUAGGACCCCAAGGCAGCUGCUCAGGGCUGUGCAGGCUGCCUGCACCUCAUGAGCAUUCAGUAUCCAAGGUCUAUGUAAAACCUGGGUGUCUGUGCCCACUUGCAGUUUAGAAGGCUACUUUGUGAAAAGAGCCCAGAAGCUUCCUUCUGCUGCCCUUGAAGGAGAAGCCCGAGUUUGUGAUUGCAAACAUCUUUGAAGGUAUUAAAAAUUUCUCCUCCUCCUCACCCAUGUCAUAAGUAAGGUUAGUUAGUGGUCUGAGUGGCGAGGAUGUGCUGGAGGUGUCAGUGUGCCCGUGUGAGUGUCAGCAAGUGCACUGCGAGCAUAGUAGUGUCACUGCCAUUCUUGGUGCAUUUUGAAAGUCAUUUAAGAAAGCAGAAAUGGGGUAAAAUCAACACUAUUUUUAUGGUUUUUUUUCUCUGUAUGUGUGGUUAGUCUUGAGACAGUCUGGAAUCACCUGGGAAGUGGGCAUCUGGGCAUGCUUAUAGGAGAUUAUCUUAAGUUCAUUGAAGUAGGAAGACCCACUCCCUGUGGGUUGUACCAUUCCCUGGCUGGGCUCCUGGACUGUGUAAAAAGGGAAGAGUGAGCCAGCCAUGUACAACAUUCAUUGAUUUCUUCAUCGUAACCACAGACAGUGUAAGCAGUUGCUCCUUUUGUUUAGCUUUCCUACUGUGGUGGACUGUACCUUGAACUGAGACAAAAUAAACACUUCCUUAAAUUGCUUUUGUUAGUACACAAUUGUUGUUGCAGAAAAGUAACUGAGGCAGUGUGUGCAUGUCUUUGGGUAGGGUGCAUGCAUGCAUAGAGAGGACAGAGGCUGACAUCAGACAUCUUCCUCCCUCCACCUUUUUGAGGCAGGGCCUCUCACUGAAUCUGGAGCUCACCAGCUCAGCCACACUGGCUGUUUAACAAGCCCUAGGAAUCUGCCUGUCUCCUCCCAUCUCAGCGUUGAGACUGUAGGCAUCCAUCUCCACACACAGCUUUCAUGUGGCUGCUGGGGAUCUAAUUCACGCCCUAAUGCCUGUAUGACAGGCGCCAAGGACUGAUUCAGUUUUCUAGAAUAUUUUCCCACAGUUGUCACUAGAGGGCACCGUUGUUUUAAAAGAGGAUAGUCUUUGGGAAGUCUUUUCUAAUAAAAAUGUAUAGUAUGAACCGCUAGCUGAAGCUGAUUGAACAGUCAGCAGAGAAAGGGGGUAUGGGUAGGUGCUUUUAUAUUGCUAUCUCUUGAGUCAGUCAUCAAUGAUGGAAAUAAUGAAACAACUAGAACUUUGUGUAUUAUCUGGGAGGGCCUUGUCCAAUAUUUCUUAAUUAUAUCUUUAAGCUGAACACAGCUUGGUUUGUCCAUGAAAGCAAGUGUUCUACUUUAGAAAUUCCCGAUGAGACAGUUUGUGGCAGUCUGAAGUCAAGAAAACAUUCUAUUUAUAUUCUUAGUUUCAAAAGCCAGAUCAGACCAGUGAAAGUGGAAACACUGUCCAGAGACCAAAAUGAGACAUGUAACAUCUGUUGAGUCAUCUUUCAGAAAAAGAAUUAUUGGGGUCAGCAAAAUGGUUUAGUGAGUAGAAGCACUUGCCACCAAGCCUGACCUGUGUCCAGUUCCUGAAACUCACGGCCUUCCGCAGUUGUCCCUGACUUCCAUGUAUGUGCUGUGUCAUGCAUGCACCUGUCAUCCCAAAAGAAAUUCUGUUUUUUUCAACUUUUUAAAUUACUUGCUGUUUAAUUCUGUGACAGUUGACUAGGUAAAUCCUGAAAUAAAAGGAACACACACUUGAUGUGUGAGCAACCUCUCUGCAUCUUUGUUCUUGUUAACUAAGGCAGUCUUGCUGUGUUCCAACUGACCUGACCGGGAUUAUGAUGUUUAUCAUAUUCUUGACUUUUUGGUAGUGAGCCUUGCCUUUAACAACCGAGCCAUCUUUCCAGCCUAGUUCAUUAUAUUUUUUACUCAAUUUGAGAAACCUUUUAUCAACUCAGUUUUUACGGAUAAUUUUGAAGGAAUAUAUACUUCUUUGUUUACAGAUAUAAAGUUCAGUAUAUAUUCUCUUUUUAAAACAGCUAUUCUAUAUCAUUGCUUAUAUAUUUUGUUCAUUUGGCCAAUUAAAGUGCCCUAAAAUUAUCAAUGUCAUCUCAUUUCCCUGGGAUCUCCUGUGGCUUUUGUUUUAGCAAAAACGGUUGCUGUGGGAGGUAGAAGGAUUGCCAUCAGCUUUUGUUUUGGUUUGUUUUUCACUUUUUGAGACAGGGUUUCUCUGUAGCACUGGCUGUCUUGGACUAUAACUCACAGAGGUUCACCUGCUGGAAGCAAAGGCAUGCAUGUGCCACCACCCAACUUUCUUUUGAUCUUGGGGUUUUUAUUGCAGUAAUAGACACCAAAGUAGGACAUACAUAGAUAAACAUUUAUAUAAUAAAAUACAUCUAAAUUCUGUCUCUUCUCUCUCUCUCUCUGUGUCUCUGUCUCUGUCUCUCUUUCUGGCUCUGUCUCUCUCUUACACACACAAGGCUUGAAUCCCCCAAGGCUUUAUACAUUGCUAAGCAAGUACACUGCAUUAAACUAUAUUCUCAGCCUCCUUUUGACUUUGAUUUUUAGUGAGGUCUUGUAAACAGUUCUUCCUGGCCUUGUAUGUGUGAUCCUCCUGGCUCUGCAGCCUGCGUAGCUUGGGUUGAAGGCAUGUACCACUGCAGAUGGCACAGUUGACUGCUGUUCCCCUUUCAUUGUACUUUGUCUGGUAUUAGGAUAUGACCUACACCUUAUUUUGUUUCCAUUUGCCCAGUCGCCUUUGUUCAUUCUUUUAUUUGUGCCCCUUUAAGUGACUUUUUUCUUAUUUAUUUAUUCACUUACAUCCUGAUUGUGACUUCCUCCCUCCUCUUCUCCCAGCCCCACCCUCACAAACUUCUCCCCCAUCACACCCUUCCAUUUUUCUUAGAGAAAGACAAGUCCCCCUUGGGUACCACCCCACCCUGGGAUAUCAAGUCAAAGCAGGACUAAGCGCAUCCUUUCCCACUGAGACCUGACACAGCAGUCCAGUUAGGGAAAGGGGAUCCAGUGGUAGGCAACAGAGUUAGGGUAAGUCCCCCACUCCAAUUGGUAGGGGACCCACAUGAAGACUAAACUGCACAUCUGCUACAAAUGUGUGUGGGGCCUAGGUCCAGCCCCUGGAUGCUCUUUGGUUGGUGAUUGAGUCUCUGUGAGCCCCCAUAGGCCCAGGUUAGUUGACUCUGUAGGUCUUGUGGUGUCCUUGACUCCUUUGACUCCUUCAGUUCUAUCCUGCACUCUUCCACAAGGCUCCCCAAGCUCUGCCUGAAGUUUGGCUGUGAGUCUCUACAUCCGUUUCCAUCACCUGCUGGAUGGAGCCUCUCGGGAGACAGUUAUACUAGGUUCCUGUCUGGGAUCAUAACAGAGUAUUAGUAGUAGUGUCAGGAAUUGGUUCUUGCCCUUGAGAUGGGUCUCAAGUUGGAUCAGACAUUAGUUGGCCAUUCCCUUAAUCUUUGCUCCAUUUUUAUCCCUGUGCAUCUUGUAGGCAGGAUAAAUUUUGGAUUGAGGUUUUGUGAAUGGUUUGGUGUUCCCCUCAUACCACUGGGAGUCCCAUCUGGCUACAGGAGGUGGCCACUUCAUUCUCCAUAUCUCUCAGCUAGGAUCACCCCCAUAAACUCUCGGGAGCCUUCCCUGUGCCUGGUCUCAAGCUCAUUUCAGAGAUGCCUUCCCAUCAAUUUCUGUUCUCUUUCAUAGCCCUUUCUUGAGCCCUACCUCCACCCCACACCUGAUCUCCAUCCCUGUUUCCCUUCUUACCCCCCUCUCCCACCCAUUUUCCUCCCCCAUCCACUUCCAAUGUCUAUUUUAUUUCCCUUCUGAGUGAGAUUCAAGCAUCCUCCUUUGGGUCCUCCUUGUUACUUAGUUUCUAUGGGUCUGUGGAUUGUAGCAUGAGUAUCCUGUACUUUAUGGCUACUGUCCACUUAUAAGUGAGUACAUAACAAUACUUGUCUGGAUCUGGGUUACCUCACUCAAGAUGAUAUUUUCUAGUGCUAUUCAUUUGCCUGCAAAUUUCAUGAUGUCUUCGUUUUUUAAUAGCUAAGUAGUAGUUCAUUGUGUAAGUGAACCACAUUAUCUUUAUCCAUUCUUUGGUUGAGGGACAUAUAAGCUGUUUCUAGUUUCUGGCUAUUCCAGAUAAAGCUACUAUGAACAUAGUUGAUUGAGCAAGUGUCCUUGUGGUAUGGUGGGGCAUCUUUUGGGUUUUUGCCCAGGAGUGGUAUAGCUGAGUCUUGGGUAGAACUAUUUCCAGGUUUCUGAGAAACCGCCAAAUUGAUUGUCAAAGUGGUUGUACAAGUUUGCACUCCCACCAGCAAUGAGGAAGUUUUUCCCUUGCUCCAAAUCCUCACCUGUUUAGCUCUCUACCUCAUUUUAAAAUUGGAUUAUUUUGUUUGUUGGUGUCUAAUUUCUUGAGUUCUUUAUAUAUUUUGGUCUAACAGAUGUAGGGUUGGUGAAGAUCUUUUCCCAUUCUGUAGGCUGCCAUUAUUUGCUUUUCAUGGUGUCCUUUGCCUUACAGAAGCUUUUCAGUUUCAUAAGGUCCCAUUUAUUAAUUGUUGACCUUAGUGCCUCUUGGUGUUAACGUUCAGGAAGUUGUCUCCUCCUGUGCCAAAGUGUUCAAGGCAGUUUCCCACUUUCUGUGAGAUCUAUUGUGUCUGGUUUUAUGUUGAAGUCUUUGAUCUACUUGGACUUGAGUUUUUUUGCAGGGUGAUAAAUAUGAAUCUAUUUCCAUUCUUCUACAUGCAGACAUCCAGUUUGACCAUCACCAUUUGUUGAAGAUGUUUUCAUUUUUCCAUUGUAUUAUUUUGACUUCUUUGUCAAAGAUCAAGUAUCUUUAGGAGUGUGGGUUUAUUUCUGGGUCUUGGAUUCUACUCCAUUGAUCAACAUGUCUGUUUUUAUGCCAAAUGCUUGCAUCUGUUGUUCCUGUUCUCUUUCCUAGGUUUUCCAUCUCCAAGAUCCCCUCAGUUUGUGUUUUAUUUAUUGCUUCUACUCCCAUUUUCUGUUCUUAAACAGUUUUAUUUACUUACUUCACUUGACUGAUUGCAUUUUCCUGUAUUUCUUUAAGGAAUUUAUUCAUUUUCUCUGUAAGGGCCUCUAAGGUUGGCUCUAAGGUCAUCAUCUUAUGCUUCAGCUGUGUUAGGAUAUUUAGGGGUUGCUGUAGCAAGGCACCUGGGUUCUGAUGGUGCCACAUUGCCCUGGCUCUUACUGUGUUCUUACACUCUCCUUUCCCAUCUGGUUGUCCUCUGGUGUUGACUGGAUGUUCCUGAUACCAGCAGGACUCCCACAGGAGGCAGGCAGCCUGACAGUGGAUCCCAGGGAACAACAUGCUGCUCACCUCUUCUGGCUGUGUGCAGUGUAGACACAGUAGACCUUGAGUCACGUUUAUAUUGAUACACGGUUGAGUUGUCUUUUGUAAGUCUUGAUAAAUAAAUUGAACCCAUUCAUAGUUACUGAUAGGACAAAUACCGUUUGUUUUUGUUUUUUCUUUUGAUGUCAGUUUUUAAAAAUAUCUUUUAUUUAUUCUUAGACAAGUUUAUACAUGUAUAUCUUAUAUUUUGAUCAUAUUCACUCCACCAGGAUACCCCCAUGUGUCCCCUUCCUACUUCAUGUCACUGCCUGUUUUGUUUGUAACCCAUUUUUGAUUGAUUUGUGAAUAGGCUUUGAGGUGUGGGUGAGUGGAGCCUCACUUGAGGUUGGCAGGGAUGAGUGGUAAGUCCUGAUUAGUUUUCUCUUUAGUGUACAGGAUCCUGCACUUGCAGCCCCUUCUCCACUACCAGUCGCUAGAGGGCACCUCUUGCUUUCUUUUUACCCAUCCCUUACCAGUAGUAGGGUCCUUUCAAAUUUCAGAUUGCUACUCCUGUGGGCUCAAACAGACCCUGUGACUGGUUCUGCAGUUAAGAGGUGUUUUCUACAAAGAGCGUAUUGUCUCCUUCAUAAGUGAUUUGAAUCUGAUUCUGGCCCCCUGUACUGCUCCUCCCUCUUUUGAGUAAUUUUUCUGAAUUCUCUUUCUACAAAGAUUUGCAGUAGGAGCUCAAGGUAGUUGUGCUGAAAUAGAAGUCUCUUGUUUUUCACCUUAAGAAUGAUUGGAGCCAGCUGGCCAUGGGGUUGUCAUCCUCUAAUCCCAGCACUCAGGAGGCAGAGACCAGCUGAUCUCCGUGAAUUCAGUGCCAGCCUGGUCUACAGAGUGAGUUCCAGGACAGCCAGGGCUACACAGAGAAACCCUGUGUCAAAAACAAAAACAAACCAACAACAAAAAAGAAUGAUACUAACGAAUAAAAACAAAUACUAACCCAUAUCUGUUAGUUGUGCUAAGGGUUUUGGGUUUGUAUGGUUUUGAAUUUGUUAUUGUUGAUCUUUGUACAUUUAGAAUGGUACUCAGUUGUAUAGAUAUGUUGCGACUUGGAUUGGUUGGUUUGUUUUGUUUGUUUGUUUGUCUUUGCCAGUGAUGUAUUUGUUGACUAUGUAGGUGGGUUUUCUUGGUAUUUUGUUUUUUGUUUUGUGAUGCUGAGGAUUAGAACCAGUGUUUUGCACAUUGUAUAUUAUAACUGUACCUGUAGUUGUAACUUUGUCUCUGUUGAUAAUUCCUAGGCAGAGGUCAAGAGUAAUGUCAUUUGUAGGCUUUUCCUAGUUCCCAUUCUGCAUUUGUCCUCCAGCAAACCCAUAAGUAUCUAGAGUUUGUGCUGGCCGUCAAUCGAAGGUGCUGAAAAGCAAGGCCCAGCUCACUCCUAUGUCCAGGAGACAGGUGGGAAACAAAAUGUGACAGACCUUUUCUCAGUGAAAUGCAGUGGGCACAAAGGAGAAGGCCCAGAGCUGCUUGGGAGAUUUCCACUAUAAAGAAUGGAUAUCAGACCCUCCAAGGACAGCACUGAGGUCUCGCCUGAGGUAUGGCCAUUCACACUUGUGACCCUUCAGUCUGUCUCAGCACCUGCUCCUAUCCUGAGAUCUUUCUCCCUGUGUUUCUCAAGGGUUGUUGCUGCGUGGGCUUUGGUCCUCAAUCACUGUCCUCUUAGGGACCUCCCACUGUGCCCUCACCAUUUCUCUGCAUCAGUGGCUCCCACUUAAUUACUUCUGAGUCACACCUUGGUUCUGCCCUUGCUCAUUCUUCAGACACUACAAUCCAACUUGCACAGACCCUCCUCAUGCUUCACGCUGGCCUGUUCUUACUCCUGUUCUCUGGAUCUAUGUGGCCCUACCCAUUUCUGCCUAGUUCCCAGUCAGAAGCUUAGGCCAGCCUUUGCCUUUUCUGCCAUCUGCUUUUCUCUCUGCCUCUUUCCUUCAGAGAACUUUGUUUCUUUUUUCUGUCCAUAAUUUUAUCCUUUUUUUUUUAAUCCUUUUCUGAGGAAUUGGUGAGAGACUCUGGCUAUACAAGUCUGAUGGUCUGAGACUGACCCUCAGAUGGUAGUAGGAGAGAAGCAGCUCCAUGUGGUCAGCCUCUGUCCUUCCUGUCAGGGUGGGAGCCGCAGUGGCCUCUGUGAUGUAGACUAUAAAAUCAUGUGCUGCUGUCUCUGGUUUUUUCUUUGUUAAAGCAUGUUACUAAGUGCACACCACAGUCAAGGGGAGAAUUAAAUUCUACAUCUGAAGAAGAGGAGUAUCAAAGACUUGGGAUUGUGCCAUCUUCUGUUGUCCUGACUUCUUUCCAGGUGAUGUCAAGAGUUUUCCUAAUAUGGGCAGUGACACAUAGUGUCAAAGAGGUGCAGAGUGAAGACAGUGUACUUCUGUUUGUCAUUGCCUGGACAAUCACGGAAAUUAUCCGUUACUCCUUUUACACAUUCAGUCUAUUAAACCAUCUGCCUUAUAUCAUCAAAUGGGCCAGGUACACACUUUUCAUCGUGCUGUACCCAAUGGGAGUGACAGGAGAGCUCCUCACAAUAUACGCAGCUCUGCCCUUUGUCCGGCAGGCCGGCCUGUACUCCAUCAGCUUACCUAACAAAUACAACUUCUCCUUUGAUUACCAUGCAUUCCUGAUUCUGAUCAUGAUCUCCUACAUUCCACUGUUCCCCCAGUUGUACUUCCACAUGAUACACCAGAGAAGAAAGGUCCUUUCUCACACCGAAGAACAUAAGAAGUUUGAGUAGCGCUCCACACCACCCCAAACCAGACUUUUCAAUGAUCAAAAUAUGCUGCAGACUUUUUGAGUUCCCAGUAAGAACUAUUUUUAAAAUAUUAAAUAUAAAACAAAAUAAAAAACCAAAAUCCAGUGUCACACAGGCCUGGGAUUUUAUAAAAAAUAAAAAUAAAAAGAUUAAAAAUGCAAAAGUCUGUUACAUAAAGCAUCCUAGCUGGUCCUUUCAGCAUGCUCUGACCAGAAGUUGCCAGUUCCUAUGAUGGCGCUAGAAGGGGGUUGGCCUUUAUCUUCUGUGUGUCCUCCAUUCAUCUGGCAGUACAGAAUGUACACCCAGUGCCAAGAGCUGCCGUCUGAGGGGCAACCGUGCUCCAACUGACUUCGCGGCUUGCAGCAGAAGCUGGGUUGCAGUCUGCGGUGUGGCUAACUUUCCCCUUCUCAGAGUGCUUGAGUGCAUGCUGGAAACUGCUCAGGAAUGCUCUGAAGUUCUGGCUAGGACUUAGCCCCUCAUAUCUAGUGAAUGCGUUACAAAACGUAUAUGGCUGUGAAGCUUUGGGGAGUGCCUGUAACCAGAAAACCACUAAAAGCCUUUCAUUUGUUUUUGAUUCAGUCGUUGCUGCCUGCCGCUGAGAUCCGUGCUUGAACUUAGUAAGCCUGUGUAAACUAUAAAGACCCUUGUGUGGAACUCGGCUUCAGUCAGAUUCUAACAAGCCACGGUGAGGGGGAGAGCUGGGUGCCUGGGAAGUGCCUUCCAUGUAGCUUCCUCAGAGCACAAAUGUACUGGCCAGCAAGAGCCUUGCUGACAGACUCAAAGCCUGUCUCAUCACACAGGAGGAGGAAAUCUGUAAUUAAAGGCCCUUGGGAAGGCUUGCUUUACCACCAUGGUCCACAGAAGGCAUUCAGAGAUAGAUUUAUACUUACUUUUUAUUUUACUUUUUUACUCUUCUGUUUAGGUAUCUUUCCUGAUUGUGUUCCUGUGUAAUUCUCACUAAGUUGUAAGUCCAGAGACAAGAUGUGUUCUAGGAAAAGCCAAAGGUAGUACUGUCCCCUCCACGCAUCACAGCAGCUGCCAGCUGCUUGUCAAUAGCCCUGUCUGACAGUGUCUUCACAGCACUUCCUUGCUCACCUGUGUAUUAAAGUCCUCUUAGGAUAGGCUUGGAGGAGACAGGCAAAGCCGAGGCCCACCCAGCUCACAGCUCCCAAAGUGCGCACGGCAAACUCCUUUUGAAAACAGAAAGCAAGGUUCGGAUGAAUGCCAGGACCAAGUUUAGAUUGUGCUCGAUUUUAACCAGUCCCUUCUGAAUAGGCUCUCUCCCCUCACUUGCUUUCUUUUUCUUUCCUUUUUUGUUUAUCUUUAAGACUUUAAAAAUCUUGCCAUUGUCAUUUAGAAUAUAAUUGUUCCAAUCAGAAGAAUAUAAUGAAAACUACAUUUUCAAAUGCAUAUUUUCAUAGGAGCUUGAAGAGCUAAUGCAGGCAGGUGUGUAAUAAGUUAUUGUCAAACUGAACAUUAGAAUUCUGCUUCAAGUCAGCUCUCUUGACUUGGCUGUGUCAAAAUCAGAAUCUAUUCUGGUAUUUGGUAGACAAAUAUGUGGGAAAUAUGUCUUUUCAACCUUUUCUCCCUUUUUAUUCCUCCAAACUGUAUUGCUUCUGUGAAACAGAAUUAGCUUGGGUUUCGUCCGCCUUUUUACUGUAGCUGAGAUUGUUACCAUUGCGUUGGAAUGCCCACAGAAGGUGGCCUGAAGCAGAUCAUGCAGCCCGAGAGACCCCUGGGCCUGCCUUCCUCACUGCUACAUCUGGAUCGCAUCAGACUGAGCUGCACUGAGGAGAACACAGUCACCAGUUUCCCUCACAGACAGGGUCUCAAUCCAGUGCCUGCUUGACAUGUGCUCUAAGAUGCAGCAGACAGCAGGGUGUCCUUCUGUCCCCUCUCGGGAGCUGGCUGUUAGGUCUUUUUCAUCCCUAACAUGAUUUGAUUUCUCUGUUGAGGUAAUCAUGUUCUUUUACAAACUGAGAACAUCCAGCCUCCUCAGGUGUGACAUCUAAUGAGGUGUGAGCACGGAAGGUUCUUUUUUUCAGUGGCUCUUUUGUCAGAACUAGAGUCAGCCAUCACCCUCGCAGCAACCACCUGACUGCAGGUCAGAUCUCCCCCAGGGGCCCUCUGCCAAAGGGACAGAGUCUUUGAGGUGCACAGGGGCCCUCUGUAGACUUGUAUGGCUAAUCUGCGUCAUGCUGAGGCUGGGACCACCAUCAUAAAGGCCCCACGGAGUUAGUCAUGGAGUAAAGCACUGUCCUCCCAGACAGGAAAGUCUAAAGCAAACUGAGCAAGAGGACAGUGUGGAUGGUGCCCGGCCAGAAAGACAGGAGGCAACCGUGCCUUGCUUUUCACUUGUGUUGGCUUUACAUUUCUAUUAAAAGCCUGGUGUUGCUGAGGUCCAACCUGAAAACCAUACUCAGUUCUGAGUUUCAGAUAAACCAUUAUAAAACAUCAAAGUCACUACACACUGCUCCUUUGAAAUUUGGGUAAAAAAAUUAUACAACCAUAUAUAUAGUCAUUUUGUAUUUUUUCUAUGUUGUGAAAACCAAAAUUGUAAUUUUAUAAGUCUUUGAUUCACUAAAAUUAUAUAAUUUAAAUGUAUUUUUUGUAUAUUUAGGAAUAAGGAGCUCAAAAACUAUGCUUAACUUUCUACGCAUGCACUUGAAAGCUGUUUUUAUCUGAUAUUAAUGUAGUAAGUUAUACUCAUAAAACACUGAUACAUGUUGCAUUCCAAAAUAAAUUGGUGUGUGCUCUGCCUGGGUCUGAUCUGGA
Molecule: messenger RNA, 17378 nt
Organism: Mus musculus (house mouse)
Lineage: Eukaryota; Metazoa; Chordata; Mammalia; Rodentia; Muridae
Gene: Hacd2
Product: 3-hydroxyacyl-CoA dehydratase 2
Exons: 6
Coding region: 14154-14585 (143 amino acids)
Biological process (GO): fatty acid elongation; very long-chain fatty acid biosynthetic process; fatty acid biosynthetic process
Cellular component (GO): endoplasmic reticulum membrane; endoplasmic reticulum
Molecular function (GO): (2E)-enoyl-CoA hydratase activity; very-long-chain (3R)-3-hydroxyacyl-CoA dehydratase activity; enzyme binding
Source: RefSeq, a predicted model, not a curated record